This is a messenger RNA of Corythoichthys intestinalis (scribbled pipefish), 1829 nucleotides long. RefSeq names its product proteasome 26S subunit, non-ATPase 10 (gene psmd10). NCBI's taxonomy places the organism in Eukaryota, Metazoa, Chordata, Actinopteri, Syngnathiformes, Syngnathidae. Gene Ontology annotation, molecular function: protein binding. The transcript has 5 exons. The record is from RefSeq and is a predicted model, not a curated record. Bases 120 to 800 code for a protein of 226 amino acids.
UACACGGCGGAAGCACAAAUUCUAAUUUCCUGAGUCAUUCCCCCGUGUUUCAAACAAAUACUACAGCAAGACAUAGCGGCUAUUCACUUUUGGCUACAUGUAAAAUUAUAAUUAAAAAAAUGGAAGGCUCUGUAUCAAACCUCGACGUUUGUAAUUUGGCAUAUUUGGGUCAGUUCGAGAAACUAAAACAGUGCAUUUUAUCGGAUAAAACCCUUGCUUGCAAAACAGACCAGGAUCACAGAACUGCCCUACAUUGGGCUUGUUCGGCUGGCCAUACCAACAUUGUUUCAUUUCUACUUGACCUGGGAGUUGAAGUGAACUUGCAAGAUGAUACUGCAUGGACCCCUCUUCACAUUGCAUCCUCUGCUGGUAGAGAAGACAUUGUCAGAGCAUUAAUAUCUAAAGGAGCUCAGCUGAACUCUGUGAAUCAAAAUGGAUGCACUCCUCUACAUUACGCCGCCUCGAAGGACAGAUAUGAGAUUGCCUUGCUGUUGCUUGAAAAUGGAGCAGACCCUAAUGCCACAGACAAACUUGAUUCAACUCCACUUCAUAGAGCGUCUGCCAAGGGCAACUAUCGCCUGAUCCAGCUGCUUCUCAAACAGAGUGCCUCGACCAACAUUCAGGACUCGCAGGGCAACACAGCACUCCACUUGGCGUGUGACGAGGAGCGUGUCGAAGCGGCCAAGUUGUUGGUGGAACAUGGGGCAAGCAUUUACAUCGAAAACAAGGAAGAGAAAACUCCCCUUCAAAUGGCAAAGGGCAGUCUGGGCAACUUACUUCGUCGAAUUGUUGAAGGAUGAUGCGUUACCGGCCGAAGAGUGCAGUCUCGGGUGUAAAACCACACCACUGUCAUCAGCCUUCCUUAUCAAGUGGCAUAUUGUUGUUGGCCACCAAACUGAAAGAGAAGUGAAGCUUUUAUCCUCCUCGUGAGCAGCACAGCAGUUGGCAUACCUUUUCAAAAACACUGAAAUGUACCGGCCCAAACUGCAGCCCACCUUCUGUGAAGUUUGAAUUGUUGCAAAUGACUAAAUAAAAUCAGUGUUACGCUUGUUUAUAAUAAAAUGUGCUUAACCCUGUAAUGCCUGACCCCAGAAAUAAUCUAAUUUGUAUCAUGAAGGAUACAUUACAUGUAGUUCUCGUGGUAAAACAUAUAACUAAAGUGAGGUUGAACCACCGGGUAUGCCGUCACGGACCCCUGAAUGACCCUUAAUUUAUUUUACUUUCACAUAUUUCUUUAUUUAAAUCUUUGAUUGAAUAUUAUGUUCUACUCGAUAUAUACUUAAAAACUUAUACAUUUGAAAUAUUUCAUAUGUUAUUUUUUUCCUUUUUUGGCACAACGCCCCCCACCCCCUCUGUCUUAGCAGAGAAUGGUUCUACUCCGCUCUGGUGCACUCAAGGCUACACUACGUACGUGCCCUCAAGCGGGAAAUUAAAAUCUAUCAUUGUUAUAAACUCUAAACAUGGUGAGUUGACUCUGGUCCGGCGGCUGGAUUUAUCUUGGGUUUACAACCCACUGUGUAUUACAGCAAACGCUAAUACGAUCCAUCACCGAAACAGUACAAAUAAGCAGCAGUGGAACAUGACUUUGCUGUCAGAAAAUCUUGGCGCAUCACUGUUUGAGGGCUUGAUAACCCCAGGGAUGUGGAGUGGCACAGGAUGUUUAGUUAUACUGUUUUGUUGCUUAGCAGGCAGGCAUAGUACUCUCAGUUGUAUUGUAGCCAACAUGGGACAAUAGAUGGAAAUUGUUUAUACGCAUUGGGUCACAUCACAUUAUGGUCUGUUGAAUUUACAGUGGGGAGAACAAGUAUUUUAUACACUGCCGAUUUUGC